CUGCCUUCAUCAUCAUGUCUCUGGAGACGGUAGCUGUGAUUGCCCUCCAUAGGCUACGUAUGGUCCUGGGCCAGCAGCCCAACCGCAUGGCCUCACUCCCCUGUACUCUGGCUCUCACUGCCCUCCUCUGGACCUCCAGCUUAACUAUGGGUGCCCUGCUCACCCUGCGAGCAUACCCCAUGAAGGAGGGACCCUGCCUGCCUCACUUCGGCCUAACGGGUGGGCGUGCUAGGGUGAUUCUAUAUGUCUACCUGGCAGACUUUGCCUUCUGUGUGGCGGUGGUGUCUGUCUGCUACCUGAUGAUCGCUCAGACACUGAGGAAGAACGCACAGGUGAGAGAGAGAGAGAGAAGCCAUAAUACAUUAUUUUGCUUCAUACAUGUUUAUAGUAAGUUAUAAGAAAUGAAGUGUUACUAAAGUUUCUUAAAAACGUGUCAGGUAAAUCGCCUUAACGACCCACCCCUUACGGGAUUAUUUGACACAUUUUUAAGAAACUUUAGUAACACUUCAUUUCUUAUAACUUGCUAUAAGCAUGUAUGAAGCAAAAUAAUGUAUUAUGGCUUGUAUCAUGUUAUGUCUCUCUAUGCUAAAUGGUUGAUCCCAUCCUGUCCCCAGGUGAGGAAGUGCCGCAUCAUCACCGUAGACGCCACGCGCCCGCCGCUACCACCACCCCCUCCCCCGCUCAUCGCGGCCGGGUUAGAGGGCAUGCAGUGUGCCGUCCAGGUCCCUUCGCUCUACCGCAACCAGACCUACAACAAGCUACAACACAUUCAGACUCACUCCUACACUAACAGACCCACCAGCCAGGGUCUAGUACCCGGCGCUGCCCAGGGAGCUACCUGCUGCCAGCUAGUCUCUACCGUCAACCUGGCCACAGUUAAGGACUCCAAGGCUGUAGUAACCUGUGUGGUGAUUGUAUUCUCCAUCCUCCUCUGUUGUCUCCCCAUGGGUGUCUCCUUAGCCCAGGACGUCCUCUCUCCGGAGAGCAGCUUCGCUCACUACCAGUUCGAACUGUGCGGUUUCGCGCUCAUCUUCCUCAAGUCGUGCAUCAACCCAUUCGUGUACUCCCGCAACAGCGCCGGGCUUCGCCGGCGCGUCCUCUGCUGCCUCCAAUGGGUGGCGCUGGUGUUCCUCUGCUGCAAGCACAAGACACGGCUCCACGCCAUGGGUAAAGGCAGUCUUGAAGUCAACCGUAACAAAUCCUCGCACCAUGAGACCAACUCUGCCUAUGUCCUCUCACCCAAGCCACAAAGGAGACUGGUGGAUCAAGCCUGUGGACCCAGUCACUCCCAGGACUGUGCCCCCAGUCCGAGAGCCACGGGCGGGCAUGGUGGGCGUAAGCCCCGGCCCCCUAGCACCUCCACCCCCAUCAACACCCGUAUUGAGCCCUACUACAGUAUCUACAACAGCAGCCCCUCUGCAGGACCCGGCUCCCCUACCAACAGUCUGCAGCCUGCUACAAACUCCUCCUCCUCCCAGGCCUUUGGGUUCAAUAAGUCCUACGUUGUCAUGCACUAUCACACCCACCAGGAGGUGCUGCAGGACAUUGAGAGCACCUCAGCCCAUAAGAUACCCAUACCUUCAGUCUGACUAACCACCAUGAAUGAUUGGAUCCCUUCAGUCUGUGAUGAUUAACCUUGGCUUAGACCUGAAGACUUGUGUUGGCUCGAAAAGCUAAUGCCAAUAGGCUUUAGUUUAGUGGGCUAACAUAGUAUUGUGGUUCUGCCGGACUUUGAGAGCACCUCGGUGCAUCAGAUCUCCAUACCUUCAGUCUAACGUACCACAAUGAUUUAUAGAUGAAUUGAUUUGUUUAUUGAUUGGUCAGAUACUGUACCUUGAGUGUAAGCUAGCCACCAUGCUGAAACUGGAGAGGGCUUGGGCAUAUAGCCCAGGGAUGCUAAUGGUUACUAUAAUAUUAUACCACCAUUACCACAACACACCAGAGAGUAAACGGAUACUAAUUGUCUGAAUAUCAUGCGGUAUUGAACUGUUAAGAGGUAAAGAAUAACCCCCAUUGACUUUAGAAUAUAAACUGGAAGAUAUCUUAGUCCAAAGGAAGAGAUAUGUAACAGUACUGAUCCCACAGUGUUGUUGAUGUUACUGAAAUAACUGGAAUCAAUUUUUACACUGACAUGACAUUUUUCAAAUUGUACAAUUUAGAUGGUCUUCUCAUCAUAAUAACACUGUAUUUGUGAGUCUCAUACAU
Molecule: messenger RNA, 2205 nt
Organism: Coregonus sp. 'balchen'
Lineage: Eukaryota; Metazoa; Chordata; Actinopteri; Salmoniformes; Salmonidae
Source: the annotation of a GenBank genome assembly